Messenger RNA from Perognathus longimembris pacificus (Pacific pocket mouse), 2054 nucleotides. It is a transcript of the gene Erich6, whose product is annotated as glutamate rich 6. NCBI's taxonomy places the organism in Eukaryota, Metazoa, Chordata, Mammalia, Rodentia, Heteromyidae. The record is from RefSeq and is a predicted model, not a curated record. Bases 369 to 2051 code for a protein of 560 amino acids. The transcript is spliced from 13 exons.
UAAGAAGUUAGAAGUGGUUUCUCAAGCAGAGUUGGGAGCGGUGUGGAGCCUGGGCCAGCAGGAAUCCUGAACCUCCGGAUUUCAGUCACCCCCAAGAACUGGGAUUAUGGGUUGAAGCACCUCUGCUCCACCGUCCUUAAAGAGACAGGCGUGGCAGAGGUGUAGUGGGUGCAGAAGGGGUACUUGGUAUUUGGACCCGGUUACUCCCUACCCCAGCACAUGGCACAGGCAUACAUGCAUGUGUAAGUGCAUGCACAUGCACACACACAUAUACAAACGUGCACAUGCACACACACACACUGUGACAAAACGACAACGAAUCUUAGACAGCAAUGCUGAUUUAUUAGAGGGAAUGUCUAAACUCUGAAAUGCUUCACUCAACAGGUUUCCCUAAAAUAUUUCAAACAUUUAGGAAAGACAUGUCUGAAGUAGAUUUAGACAGGAAUAUCUACCAGAGUUUGUGUCCAUGCAUUUCAAUGUCAACACAGACCGAGGAAAGUUGGCUUCAGGAAAUUUAUGGAAAACUGUUUGCAAAAGAAGAAGAGGAAGAUGUGAAGGACAAGGAGGACUGGGUAGGGAGGAAUCUCCAAACUAGAACAACUAGGACACUUGGCAUGAACUUUAAGCCUCCCUUCCCCCCCCCCCCCCGCCCGCCCUCAGGAAGAUGGGUCGUCAAUCCCGAAGAGCUGAGGCUGAGCAUUCUGUGCGAGCUGGAGUUUAAGGAAGACUUUAUUACACUGUUUGAGUCUCCGCUAAGAACACUGCCCAGCAUUGGGCUGCCGCCCGUUCUGUCAUACAAACACGAGAAAGCCACACUGGACAUUAACUACCAGGAUGAAGAGGAGGAGGAGCACUCACUCAAGUGUGAAUUCUGUGGAGCUGACCUUCAGGCAUUUUUUAGCUAUGCGGAUCUUUGCUCCAAACCCACAGGACAUAGUUUCUGCUGUCAUCGUUUUCAGAAUCUGAUUAACUACAUCUAUGAGGAAAGCCAAAAGAUGAAAGGCCCUGCAUUUGAGUUAAUCAGUAUCCAGCCUCAUGCAGCCCAUGGCAGUGAGCUGGAUAGGAUUAAGGCGAAAGAGAAAGCCUUGCGGAGGAAACAGGAGCGACAACUGGCCAGACAUUUUGCGAUGAUAACAAGUGAGCCCAGCAACUUCUCUGAGGAAGUAGAUUCAAAGCACUUAAAAACCAUUUCUUACCAACUUUCCAUGGAUGUACAAGAAAAAAAGCCAACAGAAGACAUGUAUGACUUUUAUAUAAGAAACACCAAAAUGUCCAUCAUUUGUUGUGAUUCUAGGAAAGCAUGUGGCAAGGUGGUGAGGAACGAGCUCCUGGAGAAGUAUUACAAGCAGGGGAACAAGUUCCUGACUUCAUUUCCAGAUGGAACCACACAGAUAUUCUACCCAUCGGGGAAUCUGGCCCUCAUCCGAGUGCCCAACAAAACCAGCGGCUUCACCAGCAUCGUGCAGGAAGAUGCACUCGUGGCUCCUGCCGUCCUGGCUGUGCUUGACUCCUCCGGCAGAGCCUCCUGCUACCACCCCAAUGGGAAUGUCUGGGUUUACAUCAACAUCUUGGGAGGCCAAUGCUCAGACCAAGCUGGCAACAGAAUAAGAGCCUGGAAUUGGUCACGGUCCACUGUUUCCUCAUCCUUUGUUUCAUUUAAGCCAGUCUUCCUUGCUUUGAACAAUUAUGUUGGAAUCCGCAUCUUGGGACAAGACAAGAUUUCCAUUACUUUCCUAGCAAUGGGCCAACAAGCAAGAAUCAGUGUUGGAACCAAAGUGAAGUUGCUCCAGCCCUGGCCGUUAGACAUCCCCACGAGGCUGUACCUGGGCGAGGACGACCUGAUGCUGCUCGCCACGCUGAUCAAGAUCCGGCGCCUGCUCCACAGGCUGGAAGGAUUCACCAGCUUCCCCUCCAGCCAGGUGCGGGAAAAGCUGAAGCAGCCUUCCUACCUUUCUUCACUUUGCCUGAAACUAAUUGCACUCUGCCGUAGUUUUGGUAUGCCAGAAGAUAAGAUGGCAACCAUUGCAGAUAUAAUAAAUGAAAAGCUGUGAGUG